Pseudozyma hubeiensis SY62 is the source of this 681-nucleotide messenger RNA. RefSeq lists its product as hypothetical. The record is from RefSeq and is a predicted model, not a curated record. The transcript has a single exon. NCBI's taxonomy places the organism in Eukaryota, Fungi, Basidiomycota, Ustilaginomycetes, Ustilaginales, Ustilaginaceae. The coding region runs from base 1 to 681 and encodes 226 amino acids.
AUGGAGAACUCGAAGCGCGACGAAGCGGUGGACGCCAUCUCCUCGCCCUCCAAUCCAGCUCACUGGUACGCCUAUGCCUCAUCGGCCUUCCUCAUCUCGCUCUCCCUGCCUCUGCUCCUGUUUCCACGCCUCUUGCUGCUGCUCUCGACGCCACGCGGCGCCGUCGGUCAACCCACCAACGCGUCCACCAAUCAGGACGCCAUCUCGGCCAUCGGCCCCGAACUCACCCCGCUCGAACGCUACGGCUCGCACACCAACGCCAUCUCGAUGCUAGCCAUGUCCGCUCUCAUCCUCGUCCUCUCCGGCGCCAUCCCCGUCACCACCGCUCCCAUGCCGGACUCGAGCUCCGCGGGCAAAUCACCCUUCCGAAUCCCCACCGUCGUCAUCACAGCCGUGUACUUUGCCGUCAACGCUUUCACCGCUUGGAGCGCCGCAGGCGCGUCCCAGUCCAAGGGAAAGACCAUCGACCCCGCAGAGCUCGGCAUCGGAACGUUUGGUAAAGUCGUGGGGCUGGCUCAUGCUGCAUUCGCAUUUUGGGGUUUGGGCGUGUGGAUGUUUGGAAAUGAUCUGACGAGGAACAGGAAGAAGGCGGGUGACCAGUCGGCGAAGGAUAAGAGCGUCAGUGGGUUCCCCUUCAAGAACCAGUACGCGACCGAGGAGAAGAGGAAGAAGUCGACUUGA